Sarcophilus harrisii (Tasmanian devil) is the source of this 3094-nucleotide messenger RNA. RefSeq names its product MOB-like protein phocein. Lineage: Eukaryota; Metazoa; Chordata; Mammalia; Dasyuromorphia; Dasyuridae. Gene Ontology annotation, cellular component: cytoplasm; mitochondrial matrix. The transcript has 8 exons. The record is from RefSeq and is a predicted model, not a curated record. Gene Ontology annotation, molecular function: metal ion binding; protein-folding chaperone binding; ATP binding. The coding region runs from base 66 to 743 and encodes 225 amino acids.
CCUCCGAGCUGGGAGCCGUCCCCCAACAUCCGGGUACCGGCUCUAGCCGCCCAGAUUCUGGCACUAUGGUCAUGGCGGAGGGGACGGCAGUGCUGAGGAGAAACAGGCCCGGCACCAAAGCUCAGGAUUUCUAUAAUUGGCCUGAUGAAUCCUUUGAUGAAAUGGACAGCACAUUAGCUGUUCAACAGUAUAUUCAACAGAACAUAAGGGCAGACUGCUCCAAUAUUGACAAAAUUCUUGAACCACCUGAAGGCCAAGAUGAAGGUGUAUGGAAAUAUGAACAUUUAAGGCAAUUCUGCCUAGAGCUAAAUGGACUUGCUGUCAAACUUCAGAGUGAGUGCCAUCCAGAUACAUGUACUCAGAUGACGGCAACUGAACAAUGGAUUUUUCUUUGUGCAGCUCAUAAAACUCCAAAAGAGUGUCCUGCUAUAGACUACACUAGGCACACACUUGAUGGUGCAGCAUGUCUUCUGAAUAGCAAUAAAUAUUUCCCUAGCAGAGUUAGCAUAAAGGAGUCAUCUGUAGCCAAACUAGGAUCAGUAUGCCGUAGAAUUUACAGAAUAUUUUCACAUGCUUAUUUUCAUCAUCGGCAAAUAUUUGAUGAAUAUGAGAAUGAAACAUUUUUGUGUCAUCGAUUUACUAAAUUUGUGAUGAAAUAUAAUUUGAUGUCUAAGGAUAACCUGAUUGUACCAAUUUUGGAAGAGGAAGUGCAGAAUUCAGUGUCUGGGGAGAGUGAAGCAUGAUGGGAAUCAUACAUAAAAAUGUACUGAACACAUAAUUAACAUUAAUUAUGUACUGUAUAUAUCAUUUUAGACACUUCAAUCAUGUAUUCAUAUUAUAGCUUCUUUGUUUAGUAUAGUUUUGUAUGCUGUGUGUUGCCUUUUAAAAUGGGAAAGACUUUAAGUUAUUCAUGAGCUGUAUAUUCACCAGUGUGGCACUCAUGGUUUUUAAAUAAGAUUAGUAUUAUCUGUUUAUAAUGCCUGUUAAUAAAAAGAAUUUACAAUUCUGUAAAAUUGCUGCUAAACAAUCGUUGAAUCACAAUCCUCAUCAAACAAAUCUAUCAGAAAAAGAUGAGUGAGCUUUAGGUUUCACAUAAGCCAUUUACUAAUGAAAUAGCAACAUUUCCCCUUAGUUUUUGUGUCCUAAAUUUAGAAUACUCUAAGAAAUUCUACAUAAUACAGUUCAGACUAAACUGUAGCUGUUUUUAAAAAAGCUGUUUCCAUGGUCUCCUUAUGAAUUUUGACAUACAUCUAUGAAGAUUAUGUGUAUAUCCAAAUGUAAAAGCAAGUGCAGUGUUAUUAAUGCUAUAAUAUUAACCUUACUCUGCUACACAAAGUAUAUUCUGGGCCAACAUACUUGAAAGCUGUAUGUUUUUCUAGAUUUACCUUUCUGUAAUAGUGGAUUAUAAGUUUUGCAUACAUCAUGGUAAUGAUGCUAAGGCAAAUAAAUGUUUCUCCCAAUGAAACCCCUUUCUUUCCUACCUCUUUCCCUCAAUCCCCUCACCAAAAAAUACUUUUUGAGGCUACCAUGAAUUAUUACUGCAAAGGCUUAUAUGCUUAUAUGUAUCUGUAUUAAUUGCCUACAGAUUAUACCUCAUAUUAACAUUCAUACUACACUACAAGAAAAAUGUACUGACACACUUUUUCAUUUAUUUAUGUUUGGCAGAAUUAUUUUAACUAAAUAUUUGGAAACCUUUAGUCUUUAAAAUAGUUUGGAUAUUUCUAUGAGUAAUAUUAAUCUUUUUGUUAAUCUAGACAAUAUUUAGAUAUGGGUAGAAAAAUAUUGCCUUCUCCCCCUUCCAAAAAAUCUCAUAUUUGAAUUGUGUAUGCAUGUGAGAUUAUUUGCAAUAAUUCCCAGGAUCCAUGAGUGCUACUUAAUGGUGUUGCACUAGUGGAUCUCUUUAAAAUGAAAUGCCUUAAGGAUAGAACUUCACAUUUGCUAAUUUGAGUGGUGUAACUGAAUAUAAUCUUUUAAAAAGCACUUGUCUCAUUUUUAUCAUAUUGCAUAGAAGCAUUAUACAGUAAUAUAGGGUAUAAGAGAGUACAAACAAUGAAGAAAAUAUCAAAAAGAUAGGCUUUUGGGCAGUUUUAAGUGCCCAGGAGAGAAAAAUAUUUUUUGAGUGUAGAAGGUAGGGUUGUUUGGAAAUAAAAGUGAAAUAUUCAUUUUUGUAUCACCAUUUUUUCCCAACUUGAGGCUGAACUUUAUAUGAGUGUUAUAAAAUGUACAAUAAGGAAAUGUGGAAUAAUAUAAGGUAUAGAAAAUGUUUAGAAAAUUUUUUUUUAGUAUGCCUUUUGUUCAGAUGUAUUUGACUGGUAGUAGUAUGUUCUACUAAUUAAGACAUUUUUCUAUGAAAAUAUUUUGCCCCACCUCUAGUUCUAUCUUUAAGGAUAUCUUAUUACAUAUGUCAUAAUAAGAAAUUGUCUCUGAAAUUUUACAUUUCUUUUAAUCUCACUGUAAACCAACUGAAGUAGUAAAAUUGCUAAAUUUGGGAAGGAAGAAGUUAUACUUCUAGUUAAUCAAUACAGUGUAGCUGUUUACUUUAGCAAUGCAUAUCCUAAUGAAUUUCUGUGGCUUUAUUCAUCUCUUGGUGACUAAAGCAAUGAUUAGAAGAGAUGACCUACUAAUAUUUUUACUUAGUAUUUUCAAUAGUAUAGCUCACUGCACUGUGGAAAUACCUAAGGCAUUUAUUCCAUCUUUCAUAUACUAUAUGUUUGGAGUUGAUUCUCAAAAAACAAGUCCAAACAAAAUCUUACAAUAGUUUGUCUUGCUUUUGUAUUCAUAUUGACAUCUCAUUCUCAUAUAUGUUGUACUGUGAAGUUUAUUUAUUACAUUAUGUAACCUGAGUAUAAAAGACCUAAGUGAAACAGUUCCUUUUUUUUUUUUCUUGAUGUUUAUUGGAUCUAUCUAAAAAUGUACGUGUAUUUAUGAGGCCCUUACUACAAAAGGUUAAAGAGCCUGGCAAACCCAUCAAUUUGUAUAGUAAGUAUUUUAAGAGGAAAAUUUGUGAACUUAAAGGCUCUGUAUGCUGGGAAAUUAGAUUCCACUUUUAAUUAUGUUGUAAAGGUCAAGAGGUUAAAAUUAAAUUUCUCACUUU